Molecule: messenger RNA, 1026 nt
Organism: Homarus americanus (American lobster)
Lineage: Eukaryota; Metazoa; Arthropoda; Malacostraca; Decapoda; Nephropidae
Product: SCAN domain-containing protein 3-like
Exons: 1
Coding region: 1-1026 (341 amino acids)
Molecular function (GO): protein dimerization activity
Source: RefSeq, a predicted model, not a curated record
AUGCUGAGAUCAAAAUCGGGGUUCCAGAAGCGUGUCAAGGAAGUAGCUCCGAAUGCCAAGGGGAUCCAUUGUAUGAUCCAACGUUUUGCACUGGCGUCGAAAACCCUCCCUGACGAACUUUGCAAGAUCCUGGAGGCAGUGGUCAAAUGUGUCAACUUUGUGAAAGCUGGAGAUCUGAACUCUCGCUUUUUCCAGAACUUUUGUAGAGACAUGGAUUCAAAGCAUAAAGCCCUCCUCUUUUACUCCAAAGUGCGCUGGCUUUCCAUGGGCAAUGUUGUGAAUCGAGUGUUUGAACUUCGAGAAUUGCACGGGAAAGAUGAUCUAUUAAGUCAAUUCAAUGAGGUGUUGUGGGAGCCACGUCUUGCAUAUUUAGCAGAUAUAUUUGAGCAGCUAAACAGGCUGAAUCUCAAGCUGCAGGGCAAGGACAGAAAUGUGUUUUACCUCAUGGAUUGUCUUCGUGCAUUUCUUGCCAAGCUCCAGAAUUGGCAAAGGAAAAUCAAUGCAGGAAAUGUUGCCAUGUUUGAGAAUCUUUCAACUGUUCUUGAUGAGAAUGAAGAUCAUCUGCUUGACCCAUCACUCAAAACUGAAAUCACUCAGCACUUGAAAUCCUUGGAAAAUGAGUUCAAAAAGUAUUUCCCAGAAUUCGAGGAGAAAGAUGGGAAAUUGGUGAGGAAUCCUUUCUCUAGCACUCUUGAUAUUGCUACCAUUCACAAUGAUGUUCAGGACAAAUUUCUUGAUCCCAAGAAUGAUUCUGCUGCCAAAGAUGUCUAUGAAGAAAGGUCUCUGACUGUAUUCUGGUGCUCAAUGUAUCAGUCAUAUCUAAAAGUUAGCGAGAUUGCACUUCGAGUCCUCUUGUCUUUUUCAACUACCUAUUUAUGCGAAUCUGGUUUCUCCACCCUUCUACAUAUAAAGAGUAAAAGCCGGAACCGACUGGAUGUGGACCCGAACAUGAGAUGUGCGUUGUCAGUGACACUACCUCGGAACAGUCACCUGACUGAAAGGAAACAAUGUCAGCCUUCUCAUUGA